AUGGUGCAGGCUUUGUGGUUUUGUGGGUGGGGAUUUGGGACUUUUCUUUAUUCGGUGGGGGAUUUGUGCGCUGCUUGGCUUGCCUGGGGUGGCAAGCUGGCACUCUUGGGUGUGUGUGAUUGGCCUGUGACAGCUGCCACAGCCGUGCUAGAGGUGCCACAAGUGCCAGCUGAGAACUUCGCUAGAGGGGCGUUUUUAGAAGCGUGCUUUCUUGCCCAGUUUCGACAAAGGAAAGCUCAGUGUGAUGGGCAGAAUCCUUCCAAAAAACAGAAAAAAAAGAAGAAAACUUUGAGCAGUCAGCAGGAUAUGUCAGCCUAUCAUGCCAUGAGUACAGAUCAAUCCCAGACUAAUGAGAUGGUCAUAAGUAGUUCUCAGAGAGAAGGAGCAGCCGUGACUCCUGAAUCUACAGUCAUGAGAACUUUACACAGUGGAGAAAUAAUCAAGCAUGACCAGGUCUUCUCUGUUGAACCAGAAAGUGAAAUUUCAACCACAGCAGAUGAUUAUAGUUCAGAGGUAAAUGGUUGCAGUUUUGUGAUGAAAACAGAAAAACCUACAAAUUUAUUAAGGGAAGAAGAAUUUGGUGUUGAUGAUUCAUAUUCUGAGCAUGGAGCACAAUACAGUCAGACUCACCUAGAGAUGAUGGAAAAUGAGUUGGCUGGGAAACAGCAUGAGAUUGAUGAGCUAAACAGAGAGCUAGAAGAAAUGAGGGCCACCUAUGGGACUGAAGGGCUGCAGCAGUUACAAGAAUUUGAAGCUGCCAUUAGACAAAGAGACGGCAUCAUAACAAAGCUCACUGCUAAUCUGCAGCAAGCAAGAAGGGAGAAAGAUGAGACAAUGAGAGAAUUUUUAGAGCUGACAGAACAAAGUCAAAAAUUGCAGAUUCAAUUCCAGCAUUUGCAGGCUGGUGAAACGCUGAGAAACAGCACUCAUAGUAGCACAGCUGCAGACUUACUACAAGCAAAGCAGCAGAUCCUCACUCAUCAGCAAAAGCUGGAUGAACAAGACCACCUCUUAGAAGAUUAUCAAAAAAAGAAAGAAGACUUCAGAAUGCAAAUUAGUUUCUUACAAGAGAAAAUUAAAGCAUAUGAAGUGGAACAAACUAAAAAAGUAGAAAACUCAAAUAAAAAAGAAAUACACGAAAAAGAGGCAGUCAUUGAAGAAUUAAAUACAAAAAUAAGGGAAGAAGAAAAAAAGUCUCUUGAGUUAAAGGAUAAAGUAACAGCUGCUGAUAAGCUCCUGGAAGAAUUACAAGAACAGGUUUUACAAAAGAACCAAGAGAUAAAAAACAUGAAAUUAGAGCUGACUAAUUCUAAACAAAAAGAAAGACAAUGUUCUGAGGAAGUGAAACAGUUAAUGGGGACAGUCGAAGAACUUCAAAAGAAAAAUCAUAAAGAUAGCCAAUUUGAAAAUGAUCUUGUGCAAAGAAUGGAACAGGAAACACAAAGAAAGUUAGAACAACUUCGGGCAGAGCUAGAUGAAAUGUAUGGCCAGCAGAUAGUGCAGAUGAAACAAGAGUUAAUAAAACAACACAUGUCACAGAUGGAGGAACUUCAAACACAACAUAAGGGAGAAAUAGAGAAUGCUUUUAGAUCAUAUCCAGAUAUUUCAGUUAAUGAAGAUCAAAUAAAGUUAAUGAAUGUGGCAAUAAAUGAACUGAAUAUAAAGUUGCAAGAUACUAACUCUCAAAAGGAAAAACUCAAGGAAGAACUAGGAGUAAUUUCAGGAGAAAAGUCUGCUUUACAGAGACAGCUUGAAGACCUUUUGGAAGAAUUAAGCUUUUCAAGGGACCAAAUCCAGAGAGCUAGACAGACAGCAGCUGAACAAGAAAGUAAACUCAAUGAAGCAUAUAAAUCUCUUAGUACAGUGGAAGAUUUGAAAGCUGAGAUUGUUUCUGCAUCUGAAUCAAGGAAAGAACUAGAAAUAAAACAUGAAGCAGAAGUCACAAAUUACAAGAUAAAACUUGAAAUGUUAGAAAGAGAAAAGAAUGCUGUGUUAGACAGAAUGGCUGAAUCCCAAGAAGCUGAAUUAGAGAGGUUGAGAACACAGCUUCUGUUUAGUCAUGAAGAAGAGCUUUCCAAACUGAAGGAAGAUUUAGAAAUUGAACAUCGAAUAAAUACUGAAAAACUUAAAGAUAACUUAAGUAUUCACUAUAAACAGCAGAUAGAUGGAUUGCAGAAUGAAAUGACACAGAAGAUAGAAACCAUGCAGUUUGAGAAAGACAGUUUGAUAACUAAGCAGAACCAAUUAAUUUUGGAAAAUUCAAAAUUAAAAGAUUUGCAGCAGUCCCUUAUGAAUUCAAAAUCAGAAGAAAUGACUCUUCAGAUCAAUGAACUUCAGAAAGAGAUUGAAAUACUCAGACAAGAAGAAAAGGAAAAGGGUACCCUUGAACAAGAAGUUCAAGAACUGCAACUUAAAACUGAAUUAUUGCAGAAACAAAUGAAAGAAAAAGAGGAUGACCUUCAAGAAAAAUGUGCACAAAUUGAAGUAGAGAAUAACAUUCUUAAAGAUGAAAAGAAAGCCCUUGAAGACAUGUUAAAAAUAUAUAUUCCUGUUAACCAAGAAGAAAGAUUCAUAGUCUUGGACUCCAGUAAUUCCAAAUCCAAGGAUGGUAGCUUUCAAAAAGAAAUAGAUAUACUUAAAGAGGAAAACAAGAACCUCAAAACACAAUGCCUUCAGCUAAAUGAAGAGAUUGAAAAACAAAGGAACACUUUUUCAUUUGCUGAAAAAAACUUUGAAGUUAAUUAUCAAGAGUUACAGGAGGAGUAUGCUUGCCUUCUCAAGGUAAAAGCUGAUUUAGAAGAAAGUAAAAACAAGCAAGAAAUAGAAUAUAAAAGUAAACUUGAAGCACUUAAUGAAGAGCUUCAUCAUUUGCAGAGAAUAAAUCCAACUAUAGUAAAAAUGAAAAGUUCAGACUUUGACGAUGAAAAGACUUUUAUAACAGAAACACUGGAAAUUGGUGAGGUGGUGGAGAAAGAUACCACAGAGCUUAUGGAAAAACUUGAGGUAACCAAGCGAGAAAAAUUAGAACUAUCAGAGAGAUUAUCUGAUCUUUCUGAACAAUUAAAGCAGAAACAUAGUGAGAUUAGUUUUCUAAGUGAAGAAGUUAAAUCUCUAAAGCAAGAGAAAGAGCAAACUUUAUUGCGAUGUAGAGAGCUAGAAAUCAUAAUUAAUCAUAAUAGGACAGAAACCGUAAAUGUGUUUGAUGUUCAUCCAGGCUCUCUUAAAGAUAGACUUGUGGCUGUGACAAGUAGCUGUGACAUUGGAGGGCCACUUUCUAAAACAAGUAAAGGGUUUCAUGAUGAAUCAAAAGUAAUGGAGGAAAAUAAAAUCAAUUUGGAAAAUAUGACUACUGGGAAAGCAAGCAAGCAAGAACAGUUAUUUUUGGAUCACCUGCCAUCAGUGACAAAUAAAUCAACAUUUGAGGGAACUGAACCUAGUGAAAAUAAUCAACUUCAGCAGGAACUCUGUGUACUUAAAACAGAGCAGAAUGAUUUAAGGCUACAGAUGGAAGCCCAACGCAUAUGCCUCUCUCUUGUUUAUUCAACUCAUGUGGAUCAGGUUCGUGAACAUAUGGAAAAUGAAAAAGAUAAAGCUCUUCGCAAUCUUAAAGAGGAACUUAUUUCUGCUCAGGAGGAAGUGGUCAAGGAACUUCAGAAAAUACAUGAGUUAGAGCUACGGAAUAUAAAAACCCAAGAAAUAGACAUAAAAUUGGUAGGUUUAGGGGCAUUACAGCCAUGCACUACAGAAGAAAUAACCUUUCAUUGCAUUGUUUGUGUUUUCCUUAAGAAAAUUACAUUGAAAUGUCUUUUCUUUUAUUCAUAUAACUUAGAUGUCAGUCAUAAAAACAAGUUAUCUUCUCUGCAAGAUAGCAAAAAUAUCAAACAACUUGAAUUGCAAGUUGAAGAACUAGAAAAGCUCACGUCCUCUUUGCAGCAACAAUUGAAAGAAACUGAAGAAAACUCUGCAGCAGAGAUUCAUUCUUUGCAGGAAAGGCUUCAGGCUGUUAAUGAGUCUUCUCUUCAGCCAAGCUUCUCUGCUAAUUCAAUGGUAAUUACUGACUCUGAUGUACGGAAAACAGUUUACCCUGGAGGUUGUCUUCAACAGAAUAUUGAUGGUGCCAUCGAGCUUUCUGAUGAAUAUGGAGUAAGACAAGAGACAAGGAUGAUAAAGUUGCUGGAAAAACAGUACCAAGAACAAUUAGAAGAAGAAGUAGCUAAGGUCAUUGUGUCAAUGAGUAUAGCAUUUGCUCAACAAACUGAACUGUGUAGACUCUCUGGGGAAAAAGAGGAUACCGCAUCAUCAAAGCAGCCACAUGCUCUCUGUCAGCAAGAUGAACACCAUACUUUAAGUGAAGUAAAAUUAUCACAGGACCAUGUUGAUUUUGAGACUCUUGAAACAGCAGACAUGAAAUUUAAAGAAUUAAAACCACUUAGUAAAGAGUUAAGAGAAGAUGGAAAGCAAGUUCCAUUAUCAAGUAAUGAUAAUUUUGAUGAAAUUCUAGACUCAAAGGACCAUGAACUGGCUAUUUCAGGAGAAAUGUUCUUCAAAGAUAAAACUUUUACAUUCGGAGAAUCUAUCCAUGAUGAGAAUUUGGUAUCAAACAUGGAUGCUUCUAGACAGCUAAUGUUAAAUGAAGAACAGUUAGAAGAUAUGAGACAAGAGCUUGUAAGGCAAUACCAAGAACAUCAACAAGCAACAGAGUUGUUAAGGCAGGCACACAUGCACCAGAUGGAGAGACAGCGAGAAGACCAGGAGCAACUACAAGAAGAGAUUCAGAGACUUAACAGGCAAUUAGCCCAGAGAUCCUCCAUAGAUAAUGAACACCUGGUUUCAGAGAGAGAGAGGGUGCUUUUAGAGGAACUGGAAGCACUAAAGCAGCUAUCUGUAGCUGGAAGAGAGAAGCUGUGUUGUGAGCUGCGCAACAGCAGUACGCAAACACAGAAUGGAAGUGAAAGCCAAGGGGAAGUUGAGGAACAGAUCUUUAAAGAAAAAGAAUUGGACAAAAAACCUGAAGACGUGCUUCCUGAUAUUCAAUCCAAUGAAAGGUAUGCACUUCAGAAAGCUAAUAACAGACUUUUGAAGAUCCUCUUAGAAGUUGUAAAGACAACCGCAGCUGUGGAAGAAACAAUUGGUCGUCAUGUCCUUGGGAUUCUUGAUAGAUCUAGUAAAGCACAGUCAUCUGCCAGCCUGAUUUGGAGGUCAGAGGCAGAAGCACCUAUAAAGUCAUGCAUCCAUGAGGAACACACAGGAGUUACAGGUGAAUCCAUGCCUUCUUUUUCUGGAAGUGACUUGCCAAGAAACGACAACAGCAUAUGGUCCAAAGUCACUGAGGAAGGAACAGAAUUGUCACAGCAGCUUUUGAGGAGUGGUUUAACUGGAACUGAAAUAGACCCUGAAAAUGAAGAACUCAUGCUGAACAUUAGUUCUCGGCUACAAGCAGCAGUUGAAAAACUUCUAGAAGCCAUAAGUGAAACUAGUAGUCAGCUCGAACAUGCAAAAGUGACGCAGACAGAAUUGAUGCGUGAGUCGUUUAGACAGAAACAAGAGGCAACAGAGUCCCUGAGGUGCCAAGAAGAGCUGCGGGAACGCCUUCAUGAAGAGUCGAGGGCCAGGGAGCAGCUGGCUGUGGAGCUCAGUAAGGCUGAGGGUGUUAUUGAUGGCUAUGCAGAUGAGAGAACUGUUUUUGAAAGACAAAUUCAGGAGAAAUCUGAUAUGAUAGAUCGUCUUGAGCAGGAGUUGUUAUGUGCAGGUAAUAGAUUACAGGAAUUGGAAGCAGAGCAGCAGCAGAUCCAAGAAGAAAGAGAGUUACUGUCCAGACAGAAGGAGGCUAUGAAAGCAGAGGCAGGCCCAGUGGAACAGCAAUUAUUACAGGAAACAGAAAAGCUAAUGAAGGAAAAACUAGAAGUACAGUGUCAAGCUGAAAAAGUACGUGAUGACCUUCAAAAACAAGUGAAGGCUCUAGAAAUCGAUGUCGAGGAACAAGUCAGUAGGUUUAUAGAGCUGGAACAAGAAAAAAAUGCUGAAUUAAUGGACUUAGGACAGCAAAAUCAAGCACUGGAAAAGCAGUUAGAAAAAAUGAGAAAAUUUUUGGAUGAGCAAGCUAUUGAUCGAGAACAUGAGAGAGAUGUAUUCCAACAGGAAAUACAGAAACUAGAACAGCAGCUUAAGGUUGUACCUCGCUUUCAGCCUAUUAGUGAACACCAAACUAGAGAGGUUGAACAGUUAACAAAUCAUCUGAAAGAAAAAACAGACAGGUGCAGUGAGCUUUUGCUAUCCAAAGAACAGCUUCAGAGGGAUAUACAAGAGCGAAACGAAGAAAUCGAGAAGCUGGAAUUCAGAGUAAGGGAACUGGAGCAAGCCUUACUCAUUAGUGCAGACACUUUUCAAAAGGUAGAGGAUCAAAAACAGUUUGGAGCUAUAGAAGCGAAAGCAGAAUUGUCCCUAGAAGUACAAUUGCAAGCUGAGCGAGACGCCAUAGACAGAAAGGAAAAAGAGAUCACAAAUUUAGAAGAACAAUUAGAACAAUUUAGAGAAGAACUGGAAAAUAAAAAUGAAGAAGUUCAGCAAUUACAUAUGCAAUUAGAAAUACAGAAAAAGGAAUCAACUACCCGCUUACAAGAACUUGAACAAGAAAAUAAAUUAUUUAAGGAUGAAAUGGAGAAACUGGGAUUUGCCAUAAUGGAAUCAGAUGCUACCUCUACUCAGGACCAACAUCUUCUAUUUGGGAAAGUUGCUCAAAUAAUACAGGAAAAAGAGAGAGAAAUUGAACAAUUAAAUGAGAAAAUUACAAAACUUCAGCAGCAACUUAAAAUUACAACAGAUAACAAGGUUAUCGAAGAAAAAAGUGAACUGAUAAGGGAUCUUGAAACCCAAAUAGAAUGCUUGAUGAGUGAUCAAGAACAAGUGAAGAAAAAUAGGGAUGAAGAAGUAGAACAGCUCAAUGAAGUGAUUGAAAAACUUCAACAAGAGUUGGCAAAUAUUGAACAGAAGACCUCAGCAGAUGCCAGUUCCCUCCAAGAAGAAGCAGAUAGUUUAAAACAUCAAUUGGAUAUGGUAAUAGCUGAAAAGCUGGCUUUGGAAAAGCAAGUAGAAAAUACUAAUGAAGAAAUGGCCUUCACAAAAAAUGUCCUCGAAGAAACCAAUUUAAAAAUGAAUCAGCUAACGCAAGAAUUAUAUAACCUAAAGAGAGAAUGUGAAGACAUGAGGAAAACUCAGAGUGUACCAGAGACAAAUAUUAACAUGGUUGUAGAUAAUCUAAGCAAAGAUAAAGCUGAACUGGACAUAGUCCUUACUAACGAUACUUUUAAGUCUGGAGAAAGUCAGACUUACCUCAAAUCUAUUGAAGAAAACAGCCAAGUGUCUGUAAGUAGUUUGGAAACAAAGUUGCUACAACUUGAGAGCACUGUUAGUACAAAGGAUUUAGAACUAAUGCAAUGUUAUAAACAAAUAAAACACAUGCAAGAGAAGGGUCAGUCUGAAACAGAAAUGCUUCGAAAGAAGAUUGUAAGCCUACAGAAAGUACUUGAAGAAAAAGUUGCUGCUGCUCUUGUGAGUCAAGUCCAACUUCAGGCACUUCAGGAAUAUGCUAAAUUCUGUCAAGAUCCCCCAGCAGUUUCCUCAAAACCCAAAAGAACAAGUAACCAUAAUUUAAAUCAAUCAACAGAAAAAGAGAUGGAGUCAAAUGUGUCUGCAUUAACCUUGAGGAUAUCAGAAUUAGAAAGUCAGGUGGUAGAAAUGCAUUCUAGUUUGACUUUGGAAAAAGAGCAAGUACAUAUUGCAGAGAAAAAUGCUUUGGAGAAAGAAAAGCAGCUGCUUGAACUACAGAAGCUGUUGGCAGACAGUGAAACAAAGCAGGGAGGUGAUGAAAGGAAAACAAGCGCGCAAGGAGAUCUUGAAGUCCUGGAGACAACUACUGAGCUAUUUCACACCAGUGAAGAAAGUAUGUUUUUUGGUGAACGUGAGACUCUUGGAGCUGAGUGUGCAGUUCCUAAAGAACUUGCCAGUUAUAAAGAAAAGGCAGACAAGCUUCAAGAAGAGCUUUUGGUUAAAGAAACAAAUGUGGCAUUUCUUCAGAAAGAUUUAAGUCAAGUUAGGAAUCAACUCACAGAGGCAAAAGCAAAAUUAGCCUACUUAGAAAAAGAAGAUGAGACAGAGGAACGAGAAAACAGAAAGAUCUGCAUCUCCGAACCACUUCCUGUUACAGUGAGUAGAAGCUGUGCAUCCCAGACAGAUGGAACACUCAAGGUCAGCAGCAGCGAGCAGACUCCACAGAUUCGUGUGAGAAAUGCAGGAAUCCAAAUUGAUUUGCAGAGUGAAUGUUCAUCAGACGAAGUCACUGAAAUAAUCAAUCAGUUUACUGAAAAAAUUGAACAGAUGCAAGAACUACAUGCUGCUGAGAUUUUGGAUAUGGAAUCCAGACAUAUUUCAGAGACGGAAACUUUGAAAAGGGAACAUUACAUUGCUGUUCAGUUACUGACAGAGGAAUGUAGUACCUUGAAGGCAGUAAUUCAGUGUCUGAAAACUAAAGAGGGAUCCUCAAUUCCUGAAUUAACACAUUCUGACUCUUACCAAAAUAGAGAAGUAUGUUCCAGUGAUUCUGGAUCAGACUGGGGUCAGGGAAUUUAUCUUACACAAAGUCAGGGAUUUGAUGCAGCAUCAGAAGGCCAAGGAGAGGAAGGUGAAAGUUCAACAGAUUCAUUCCCAAAGAAAAUAAAGGGGUUACUGAGAGCUGUUCAUAAUGAGGGCAUGCAAGUACUCUCUCUCACGGAGUCUCCCUAUAAUGAUGGAGAGGAUCAUUCUGUUCCUCAAGUUUCAGAAUCUUGGCUAGAAGAGAGACGAGCUUACCUCAGUACAAUUUCAUCUCUUAAAGAUCUAAUUACCAAAAUGCAGGUGUCAAGAGAAGCCAAGGCUUAUGAUAGUUGUCAGUCUCCUGAGAGCUGCUCAGACUGGCGAGGAGAGCUUCUGACUGCCCUUCAGCAAGUUUUCUUAAAGGAGCGUGGGGUCCUCCUAGCAGCAUGUCAGACUGAGCUGACGGUUCUAGGUACCAGAGAUGCAAUUGGCUUAUUAAACUGCUUGAAAGAGAGAAUGCAAGAACAGGUUCUUGAAUAUCAAGCAGCUAUGGAAUGCCUCCAGAAAGCAGACAGAAGGAGUUUGUUAUCUGAAAUCCAAGCACUAUAUGCUCAGAUGAAUGAUAGGAAAAUGACUUUUAAAAAAGAAAGCGAUCCAUCAAGCCAAGAACUUCUGGAAUAUAAUAUGCAGCAGAAGCAGUCUCAGAUGCUGGAGAUGCAAGUGGAACUCGGCAGUGUGAAAGACCGAGUGGCAGAACUGCAGGAGCAGCUGAGUUCUGAGAAAAUGCUGGCUGCCGAACUGAAGAGCGAACUCGCACAAACGAAGCUGGAACUUGAGACCACACUCAAGGCCCAGCACAAACACCUCAAGGAGCUAGAGGCAUUCAGGUUGGAAGUUAAAGAAAAAACAGAUGAUGUACAUUUGCUUAAUGAUACAUUAGCAAGUGAACAGAAAAAAUUGAGAGAGCUCCAGUGGGCUCUGGAGAAAGAGAAAGCCAAAUUGGGACGCAAUGAAGAACGGGAUAGAGAAGAACUUGAGGAUCUCAGAGUUUCACUUGAGGGUCAGAAACAAAAGAAUACUCACCUAAAUCUACUUUUGGAACAACAGAAACAGCUUCUAAAUGAAUCACAGCAGAAGAUAGAGUCGCAAAGAAUGCUGUAUGACACCCAGCUCUCAGAAGAACAAAGUCGAAUCUUAGAGCUUCAAGUCCUUCUUGAAUCUGAGAAAGUUCGAAUUCGGGAAAUGAGAGGUACCCUGGACAGGGAGCGGGAAUUGUAUGCCCAGCUACAGCGCAGUGAUGAUAAUGGGCAGCCUCGGCCAUCCGCACCAUCUGAAGACCUGCUUAAAGAGCUGCAGAAACAGCUAGAGGAAAAACACAGUCGCAUAGUAGAACUGUUAAAUGAGACUGAGAAAUAUAAAUUGGAUUAUUUGCAAACAAGACAGCAAAUGGAAAAGGAUAGGCAGGUUCAUAGGAAGACUUUGCAGACGGAACAAGAAGCCAACACUGAGGGACAGAAAAAAAUGCAUGAGCUUCAGUCCAAAGUGGAAGAUCUUCAGCGGCAGCUGGAAGAGAAAAGGCAACAAGUUUAUAAGUUAGACCUUGAAGGAAAGCGACUGCAAGGAAUUAUGCAGGAAUUCCAGAAGCAAGAGCUAGAGCGAGAAGAAAAACGAGAAAGUAGAAGAAUUUUGUAUCAGAAUCUUAAUGAGCCAACCACAUGGAGUUUAACCAAUGAUCGAACUAGAAAUUGGGUUCUUCAACAGAAAAUAGAAGGAGAAACAAAGGAAUCAAGCUAUCCUAAGCUGAUUGAAAUCAAUGGAGGAGGAAUUGGAUAUAACCAUGAAUUAGAAAUGGUCCGACAAAAGCUCCAUUGUAUGGUUUCAAAAGUACAACAUCUCGCUCAGAAAGCUUCUAACAGACUGCAGUUUGAAACAGCUGAUGAUGAAGAUUUCAUUUGGAUCCAGGGAAACAUUGAUGGAAUUAUUUUACAACUACAAAAACUAAUUGACCAGGCAGUUGAAGAGCCUAGCUUAGUCUCCCCAAACACUACCUGUGGGUCAUUGACUGAAAGACUACUGAGACAAAAUGCGGAACUGACAGGACACAUCAGCCACCUGACUGAAGAAAAGAAUGAUUUAAGGAACAUGGUUAUGAAGCUGGAAGAGCAGAUCAAAUGGUUUCGGCAGACUGGACCUGGGAGAGAUUACUCUUGUAGGUUUCCCUUCAGCGGUGGUGCCAACAUUGCUACAAUUAUUGCUUCCGAAAAAGAAAUCUGGAAUAGAGAAAAGUUGUCCCUCCAGAAAUCCUUGAAAAAGGCAGAAGCUGAAGUCUGCAAACUGAAAGCUGAACUGAGAAAUGAAGCUCUACUUCAAAAUCUGAGCCCUGAUUCCGAGCAUGCCACUUUAAAGAGAAUUUAUGGUAAAUACCUGAGAGCAGAAAGUUUCCGCAAAGCUCUGAUUUACCAGAAGAAAUAUCUGUUGCUGUUACUGGGUGGCUUUCAAGAAUGUGAAGAUGCCACGCUGGCCCUGCUUGCCCGGAUGGGAGGGCAGCCGGCCUUCACGGAUCUAGAAGGUAUCACCAACCGUCCAAAGGGCUUCACCAGGUUCCGCUCUGCUGUCAGGGUUUCCAUUGCAGUUUCAAGAAUGAAAUUUUUGGUUCAACGAUGGCAUCGAGUCACGGGUUCUGGUUCCAUCAAUAUUAACAGAGACGGCUUUGGACUGAAUCCAGGUGCUGACAAGACCGAUCCAUUGUACCAUUCUUCUGGAGGGCUGGAGCUGUAUGGAGACCCAAGACAUAGUGCGUACCGGACGCGAUCAGAUCUGGACUACCCUAGGUCUCCUUUACCAUUUCAAAAUAGGUACCCAGGCCUUCCAGCUGAUUUAAAUCCUGGCUCCCUAGCCUGUUCUCAGCUUCAGAAUUAUGACCCUGACAGAGCCCUGACAGAUUACAUCACCCGGCUAGAGGCACUGCAGAGACGACUGGGAAUUGUACAGUCAGGUUCAACUACACAGUUUCAUGCUGGCAUGAGAAGAUAGUCCUUUGAAAACAUCAUCAAUCAAAGUUAUUUUAAACAAAAUCCCUUUUAUAAAUCACUGGUUCUUUUGUGCUUUUGUAUUGUGAAUAUUCAGUGGGACCAAUAGGAACACAGCUUAUGAUUGUAUGCAAAUCCCUCGCCAGCACAUGAAAACUGGAAUUUGUAUAUAAGCAUUGUGUAUGCAUUCAUGCACAAUAAUCAUUAGAUUACCUGUAUAUUUGUGGAAUGCUAAUUUAAACAGUUAAGUUAUAAAACCUCGUGUAUUUAUCAAAUGGGUGAAGAAAAAUUAAACUUUGGCACAUUA
Chrysochloris asiatica (Cape golden mole) is the source of this 11904-nucleotide messenger RNA. It is a transcript of the gene AKAP9, whose product is annotated as A kinase (PRKA) anchor protein 9. Gene Ontology annotation, molecular function: molecular adaptor activity; potassium channel regulator activity; protein kinase A regulatory subunit binding. Gene Ontology annotation, biological process: regulation of ventricular cardiac muscle cell membrane repolarization; positive regulation of peptidyl-serine phosphorylation; regulation of Golgi organization. Gene Ontology annotation, cellular component: centrosome; synaptic membrane; cis-Golgi network. Lineage: Eukaryota; Metazoa; Chordata; Mammalia; Afrosoricida; Chrysochloridae. The transcript has 47 exons. The coding region runs from base 1 to 11601 and encodes 3866 amino acids. The record is from RefSeq and is a predicted model, not a curated record.